AAUCAAACAAUACAACAUGUUCUCCAAGGUAGCAAUUUUCGCUCUGCUUGUCGCAGUAGCCCACAGCAGUGCAAUCCAUGGCGGUGACUACAACAGCUUCUCCUAUGGAGUUUCUGACCCUCACACCGGUGACGUGAAGAGCCAGCACGAAACCCGUGUCGGCGACAACGUGGUCGGCCAGUACUCUCUCUUGGAGUCCGACGGCACUCGCCGCACCGUCGACUAUGCUGCCGACGCGCACUCCGGCUUCAACGCCGUCGUCCGCAAGGACCCGGCCUACAUCGCCCACGCCGCGCCUGCCGUCUACGCCGCACCCAUCGCCACCUCUUACGCUACUCCCGCUGUGGUCUCCGCUCCUAUUGCUACCUCAUACGCCGCUCCCGCUGUGGUCUCUUCUCACUUGGCGUACGCUGCCCGCGUCGCCCCCGUAGCCUACGGUUCCUAUGCCUCUCCCCUCGCCUACAACGCGUACGCCGCCGCUCCCUUGGCUCACGGAGCUAUCGCUCCUCUUGCCCACGGCUACGCCUACGGUGCCCAUGGUCUCGGUUACGCCGGUCACCACUACUAGUUUAUUUCGGACUCCACCACUGUGAUCUUAGCGAACAAUAAAUGGUAAAAGUUUAAAUUGUGAUACAGAUACAUAAAAUAUCCCAAUGAAUUGGGAUGGAGGAAAUGUUUAUAUUUUAAGCAACUGAAGAAACCCACUUUUACUCAUGUAAAUAUUAUUUAAAAUAAACCAUGUAUAAAUAA
Messenger RNA from Nymphalis io (European peacock), 750 nucleotides. Its product is annotated as larval/pupal rigid cuticle protein 66-like. The coding region runs from base 17 to 568 and encodes 183 amino acids. NCBI's taxonomy places the organism in Eukaryota, Metazoa, Arthropoda, Insecta, Lepidoptera, Nymphalidae. The record is from RefSeq and is a predicted model, not a curated record. Gene Ontology annotation, cellular component: extracellular matrix. The transcript is spliced from 3 exons.